AAACCCCCAAUUUGCAGAAAAACCCUUUUCCAUCGACUGGGAAGAGCACUGCCGCGCCGCUAAGAAGCUUCUAGACACACGCGAAUCGUAUGCUUGGAAGCUCUGACGCCGGCCCUAGCUCGUCUUCCCUCAUUGCAUUCAAGCCGCGCCAAAUUCUUCUCCAGCAGCAGCAGCAGCUGAACCGUUCGGCUUCGACACCAAUGGCCCAGUUGAAGCCCGAAGACGAGUCUGUUUUGGUCUUCUCCGUCGCGCUCUGGCUCCAGAACAAGGGCUUUUCCAAAGUCUUCAAACGAUUCUGCGCCGAAGCUGAGAUUGAGGGCGAGGAUUGGAAGGGGAAGGCGCUUAAUUUGAAUGAUGUUUUCUCCAAAUAUCUGGAGAUUAGCAAUAAUGCCUGCAAAGUAUUUAAGUUUGAGGCGAAGCAAGAAGAACAGGUAGUUGACGCGGAAGAAAAGACUGCAAAUGGCACAGCUGCUGAGGAAAUUAAAGGCAAGAAGAAGAAGAAAAAGAGCAAGGAUGGCACUUCAGUCAAUGGUAGUGAAAAAACACUUGGAGAUACAGUCAUGACAGAAAAGAUAAAUGAAUCACAUGAGAAUGGCAAUGAGGAAGAAAGUGGCAAGACAUCAAAGGCAUUGGGUGGCAAAGUGCCUGAAUUAGAGGAGGAUCAAUUGACUAAAAAACCGAAAGAAAAGAAGAAGAAGAAAAGCAAGUUGGCAUCAAAGCCGGAUGCUGAUGUACCAGAACAGAAGCAAGAAGUUCUAUCAUCUGAAAAGGCUGAGGCUGCAGAAGAUGUGAUUGAUGAAUCUAAGAAGGCAUCCAAGAAAAGAAAAAGAAUGGGUCUUGGCGAAACUGAAAAUAAAUCUGAUGAGGAAGUAACAAUUGAAGAGUCAAAGUCUAAAAAGUCCAAAGGUCUUGAAGAAGGCAAAGAUGAACAAGCAAAGAGUGAAACUACUGAAGAGGAUUUGCCAAAAUUCUCUGCUAACAACAAUGAAACGGACAAAGCAAGUCAGAAAAAAUCUGCAAGCAAACAACCCAAAAGUUCUGAGCCAACAUCAGUGAAAGCAUUCCAAAGAGUGAAGAUUGAUGAGGUGGAAUUUGUUGAUGACAGACUUCAAGAUAAUUCUUAUUGGGCAAAGGAUGGUGCCGAAACUGGUUAUGGUGCUAAAGCACAAGAAGUCUUGGGACAAGUCAAAGGAAGGGGCUUCCGUCACGAGAAAACCAAGAAGAAGCGCGGUAGCUACAGAGGAGGACAAAUUGACCUGCAGUCGCACUCGGUGAAGUUCAAUUAUUCUGAUGAAGAAUGAAACAUGCAUGUGAGGUUAUGAACUCAGUAGUCCAUUUUUGAUCCCACAAUUGGGAAGUCAGUUUUGGUGGUGUCCUAUAUUAUCAAUGUAUAAUGACACUGAUAUUUUGUUAUGAUUUAUUCUCCACUUGCUCUC
This is a messenger RNA of Salvia hispanica, 1436 nucleotides long. RefSeq lists its product as uncharacterized. The record is from RefSeq and is a predicted model, not a curated record. Gene Ontology annotation, cellular component: nucleolus. NCBI's taxonomy places the organism in Eukaryota, Viridiplantae, Streptophyta, Magnoliopsida, Lamiales, Lamiaceae.